AUGUCCUUUAACUCAUUCUUUUGCUGCCGCUGCUUCAGAAGAAGCCGUGUCAGGAUCAACAGCCCAAGCGAGCAGCCAGAGGAUUUGGAGCGCGGCGAGCCUCAGCAAGAGAACGACUUACAAAACAAUGAGAUCCCGGAAGAUGACGACCAGCAUGGUGAGCCUCAGCAGGAGAGCGAUUUGCAACAUAAUGAUGCUAGGCAACCAGAUAUUCAGCACAGCGACACCGAGCAAGACGUCCCUCAGCAAGACAGCGAUCCGAAACCACAUAUCGACGCUCUGUCUCAAUUCCCUCGAUACGAUGACGAUUAG
Molecule: messenger RNA, 312 nt
Organism: Fusarium oxysporum Fo47
Lineage: Eukaryota; Fungi; Ascomycota; Sordariomycetes; Hypocreales; Nectriaceae
Exons: 1
Coding region: 1-312 (103 amino acids)
Source: RefSeq, a predicted model, not a curated record